AUGUCUUCGUGUCAGCCGCCUUCCGGUGAGCUUCCCCUGGAGCAGAUGAUGAGCCUCCCGCUGCCCCUGGUGGAGAUCACAGAGGCGGAUUGUUCACACCUCCAGCAGAUAAUCCAGGAAAACCAGGGGCCGCACGAUACAGUCGUGGUUUCCCCGAUCACCCCAGCUCAGGCCAUCGACCUGUCCGCCUCCAGCGAGGCUCACGACUGUCAGGUAAUGCCCGCAGAGACCCCUCUGUCUCAUGGGGUGGUCCCAAACUCCGUGCUGGCCAGAAUCGGAGAUGAAGAAAGCUCCCCCACGUCGCCUAGAAGAACAUCUAAGCCGAGGAAAUCCGUCUCAUCUGCCAAAGUGUGCUUGGAGAAAAGAUUCAACACUCUGUCUGUUGAUAACACAACACAGCAAGACAUCCACUCUGUAGUUUUCAGCAGGUUGUUGCCCUGGUUGAACCGAACCAGCACCAGCAUUUUACUUUCCCCAAGACUUUCACAUGUUAAUUUCCAUCCAGAGAGGGUUGUUGCAAAAACUUCAAGCAGCAAUAAUACAGCACAAGAGGAUGCGGCCUCCAGGUGUUAUUCCGUCCCCCUCCACUUUGAAAUUGCUACAGCUGCAAAAGAUGGCCCCAAUUCAUCCAGGCGGUCCAGGAGCAGAGUCAGGAAAGGAACUCAACCUUGUAUGUCAAUCAGCCAGCGCAAGGAAAUGCACAACAGCAAGGAGAGGGAACGUAGGAGGAAAAUCCGCCUUUGCUGCGACCAGCUGAACACGUUGGUGCCGUUCUGCGACUCAAACUCAGACAAAGUGACCACCCUGCAGGGGGCCGUGGCCUUCCUGAGAUACAUCAGUGAGACGUAUGGGGACGCCCUGAAAGAGGAGUUUCUGGUGUUUUCCCACAGGAAAGCCCUGCUGCUGAAGUCCGGCUCUUCUUUUAGUCUGGGCCCGAUCCUGGAGGAGGUGAACGGCACACACGGCGUCCCUCUCGGAGUUGAGCAGUGA
Messenger RNA from Salarias fasciatus (jewelled blenny), 990 nucleotides. RefSeq lists its product as uncharacterized. Bases 1 to 990 code for a protein of 329 amino acids. The record is from RefSeq and is a predicted model, not a curated record. Gene Ontology annotation, cellular component: nucleus. Gene Ontology annotation, biological process: regulation of DNA-templated transcription; spermatogenesis. NCBI's taxonomy places the organism in Eukaryota, Metazoa, Chordata, Actinopteri, Blenniiformes, Blenniidae. The transcript has 5 exons. Gene Ontology annotation, molecular function: DNA-binding transcription factor activity, RNA polymerase II-specific; protein dimerization activity; RNA polymerase II cis-regulatory region sequence-specific DNA binding.